UCCUGUAAGGGGUAGGGUUGGUGUAGGGCAAUAGCACAUACAGUUUGUACAGUAUAAAAACCAUUACGCCUAUGGGAUGUCCCCACUUUUCACAAAACCAAACAUGCAUGUGUGUGUGUGUGUGUGUGUGUGUGUGUGUGUGUGUGUACAGCAAGACAGUAGAGUAAAAAGUACUGAAAAAUAUUGGACUAUUCUUUUGUUUAUCAGGCUAUGGAAUUGUGGCUUUACUGAUGAAGGUUGUACUGCCCUGGCUACAGCUUUGAAUUAUAACCCUUUCUACCUGAGAGAAGCUUAUCUGGAUAGAAAUAAACUUGGAGACAAAGGAAUUAAUCUGUUCUCGGAUGUGUUGAAGAAUUCAUGCUGUAAACUGGAGAUACUGAGUAUGAUCAGAUGUGGUGUGACAGAUAAAGGUUGUGCUGCUCUGGCAUCAGCUUUGACAUCAAACCCUUCACACUUGAGAGAACUGGAUUUAUCAGAGAAUGAACUUGGGAGACUCAGGAGUGAAGAAGCUCUCUGGUGGACUUGCAAAUCCUCACUGCAAACUUAAAACACUGAGACUGAUGCAUUGUAGCAUCACUGAAGAAGGUUGUGCAGCUCUAAAAUCAACCCGUUCAUACUUCAUAGAUCUGGAUCUGUCUGGGAAUAAACUAGGAGAUUUGGGUGUGAAGCAGUUUUUGGCUGGACAUUUCUGUAAUAUUGAGAUACUAAAGCUGAUGAAUUGUGGUGUCACAUAUGAAGGUUGUGCUGCUCUGGCUUCAGUCAUGAAAUCAAAUUCAACAGUUCUGAAAGAGCUUUAUCUUGAUAAGAAUGAGCUCAGAGAUUCAGGAGUAAAGGUGCUCUCUACUGCUCUGGAGCACCCUCACUGUAAACUGGAGAUGUUAAAGCUGUGGGAUUGUGGUAUUACUGACGAAGGUUGUGCAGCUCUGGCUUCAGCUCUGGCAUCAAACCCCUCACAUUUGAGAAAUCUUUAUGUAUUUGGGAAUAAACUUGGGGACUCUGCGGUGAAGCUGCUCUCUGCCUUAAAUGAUGAUCCACAAAACAAAUUAGAGAAUUUUGAUUUAUACUAGAUGCUGUCCUCUAAGAACUGAAGAGUUGCUGUGACCGAUACUUCUGUGCACAUCUGAAUGUCUGAACGCAACUGGAACAUGAUAACCCACCUGCUCGUGCUUAGUGCAUCUGUUACUCAUCUUUGUUUUUCAGGGAUUUUUUCCCCCAUUUUUUUUUCAUUAAUCAGUAUGCUGCAAAAUAUUUUAUGAAUUGUACACCAUAUUUUUAUAGAUACUUAACAGUAUCAAAUUGGAGGAUAGAGUGUCAGUAAUGUAUAAUGAUAAGAUUAAACACUCAAUUUUCAGUUAAAGGCAUUUCAUUAUUGAAUUCAGAGAUGUCAUUGUCUAGCUCAGUUUAGUUUAAAUAGUAUCUGUGCAAUCAAAUCGACGAUAAUCGCUAGAAAUAAAGUGUCCCCAACUGAGCAAGCCAGAGGCGACAGCGGCAAGGAACCAAAACUCCCUCUGAGACAGAAUGGAGAAAAAACCUUGGGAGAAACCAGACUCAGUCGGGGGGCCAGUUCUCCUCUGACCAGACGAAACCCGCAGUUCAAUUCCAACCGCAGCCAUGUCAGAUUGUGUAAAGGGGUUAUCUGAUUCC
Molecule: messenger RNA, 1644 nt
Organism: Onychostoma macrolepis
Lineage: Eukaryota; Metazoa; Chordata; Actinopteri; Cypriniformes; Cyprinidae
Product: ribonuclease inhibitor-like
Exons: 6
Coding region: 480-1067 (195 amino acids)
Molecular function (GO): protein binding
Source: RefSeq, a predicted model, not a curated record